Molecule: messenger RNA, 321 nt
Organism: Zalophus californianus (California sea lion)
Lineage: Eukaryota; Metazoa; Chordata; Mammalia; Carnivora; Otariidae
Product: HIG1 domain family member 2A-like
Exons: 1
Coding region: 1-321 (106 amino acids)
Biological process (GO): mitochondrial respirasome assembly
Cellular component (GO): mitochondrion
Source: RefSeq, a predicted model, not a curated record
AUGGCGGCUCCUGGUCCCGUGACUCCCGGGGCACUCUUUGAACCAGCACAGCCCCCAGUCAUUGAGGGCUUUAGCCCCAGUAUCUACAGCACUCAAGAAAGCUUCAAGGAAAAAUUUCUUCGCAAGACCCGCGAGAACCCAAUGGUACCCAUAGGCUGCCUGGGCACGGCGGCCGCCCUAACCUACGGCCUCUACUGCUUCCAUCGGGGUCAGAGCCACCAUUCUCAGCUCAUGGUGCACACCCGGAUCGCUGCCCAGGGCUUCACGGUCGCAGCCAUCUUGCUGGGUUUGGCUGCGUCUGCUAUGAAGUCUCGAUCCUGA